Molecule: messenger RNA, 1494 nt
Organism: Vespa mandarinia (Asian giant hornet)
Lineage: Eukaryota; Metazoa; Arthropoda; Insecta; Hymenoptera; Vespidae
Biological process (GO): male courtship behavior; sensory perception of taste; chemosensory behavior
Cellular component (GO): neuronal cell body; axon; membrane
Source: RefSeq, a predicted model, not a curated record
UGCAGUCGUUUCUGAUUAAAUUUGCGCGCGUUAUAUUUUUAAGAAAUAAAAAUAAUUAUACAGAAAUUUUUUAAUAAAACUAUAGUAAUAAAUUUUUAUUUAAGAGAGAGAGAAAAAGAGAGAGAGAGAGAGAAUUUACAUGGAAAAAAGAAGACGUCUUGUGAUUUAAUUUCACAUAAAUGACCAUUCUGUAAACGUUUUAUUGCAACCAUCAAGAUAAAUGGUUUUAUAUUCGAGGGUAAAUAUUAACGAUCGCAAUAUUAAAAUGGAAUUUAGACCUAAGACUUUUGAUUUGGAAACUGCAUUUGCAAUAUCUAAGAGAAGACAAUUGAAGAAAUUUCGUGGUCCAGAUUCGCCUCUUUACUCUGCCAUUUGUCCCGCAGUUUAUAUAGCAAGAAUUUUUGGAGAUGCGCCGUACAAAUUUUGGAAGGAUCGUUUGGUCCCUUCCAAUGUUUAUUUGAUAUUUUCCUUCAUUUUUUUAGCCAUUUAUUCUUACAACGUGUAUACAAUAUUUCUUCAGUUUUUAACAUUUACAAGACAUAUACCAAUCCUUGGAGGUACGGAUUAUGUUAAGCUGGUAUUUAAUUACAUGACAACGGUAUGCAGCCUUCUAAUGACGAUAUGGACAAGAAAUAAAUUCGUUCAAAUUUGGAAUAACAUACAAGAUUACGAUGAUGCCAUUAGAUUAUUAGGAUAUCCUCAAAAGGAAAUAAAAACGAGAAUAGUCUGCUGGAUUUUAAUAUUUUUGAAUAUCGCACUUUGGACUUUAGUCAAUCAAACUGGAAUGUACGCUUUUACAGAAUCUUGGAUUUCCAAUAUAACUUACAUGGCCCCUUAUUUCGGCAGUUGUUUAGCUGUCUACAAAUUUAUUGGAAUUACUUUAAUAUUGGGCCAAAGAUUUCAUCAUCUUAAUCAGUUAACAAAAAAAUAUAUAUUUUCAAAACGAAAUAAUUCUCGACCUAUGAAAAUCGAUAUCAAAACUAUUCAAACUUGGCACAAUGAACUUAUGACUGCAGGAGAAAAUUUAAGUGCUUUAUAUAUGUGGCUCAUUCUUUUAUGGCUAGCAAAUUUGAGUGUCCAUAGUGUAAGUGACUUAUACUUUAUUAUCGAUAAAGUAUUAAAUGAUAAUGAAAAUUUACAUUGGCCAUCGGUUUCGUGCUUAGCAAGUUGGUUCUUAGUAUUUGUUACACAACUUCUUAUAUUACAUAUUUCUUGUGGUUACGUUUCGUCUGAGGCGAAUUGUAUGGGAGAAAUUUUGAUCGAUUGGCAGGCCUAUUUAAUGGAACAAAAUUCUUUAAAGAUACCCAUAGAAACGUCUCUACACUUCAUCAAUCGAAAAUUAUACUUCACAGCUGCCGGAUGUUUUUGCAUCGAGCUACGAUUAAUAUGUUCGAUAGCAGCGACCUUGACAACGUACUUGGUUAUUCUCUUGCAAUUACGAUGAAUUAUUGAUUUUCAAGUUAAUUCUAUUUUUUUUUUUUUUUUUUUUUUUUU